AUGGCCAUUCGAAUCAUCAUGCAAAGGCCACCAUGCACCGCAGCGCAGGCUAAAAUCUGUUGGAAUCUGUCUUUUUCUUCCGAGGUUCAUGGAUUGUUGAUUCGAGCAAUAUAUGACUUGGAAAUCAGGUUCCACGAUCUCAUAAACUUGGACGCGCAGUCGUUGAUGCAGUUCUCUUCAACAGAAGUCAGGCUAGAUGAGGGCUGUAAAAUACACUUGUCAAAACAAUUUUCAGUCAACGAGUUCACUAGCGACGUGGCGUACGCGGUGGCCAUUUCCGUGGCGAUGGAAGACUUGACUUGGUCCUUGACCUGCUGGGUCUGCACGGAGCUCAACGAGGAGCCCGUGCUUGAGUUGCUCUUGGAGCCUCCUAAACCGAGAAAGGACGACAUUGAGUUAAAUUCUAAACUUUGUGAAAUGCACUAA
This is a messenger RNA of Ogataea angusta, 426 nucleotides long. RefSeq lists its product as uncharacterized. Bases 1 to 426 code for a protein of 141 amino acids. The transcript has 2 exons. The record is from RefSeq and is a predicted model, not a curated record. NCBI's taxonomy places the organism in Eukaryota, Fungi, Ascomycota, Pichiomycetes, Pichiales, Pichiaceae.